Molecule: messenger RNA, 1071 nt
Organism: Fragaria vesca subsp. vesca
Lineage: Eukaryota; Viridiplantae; Streptophyta; Magnoliopsida; Rosales; Rosaceae
Product: putative pterin-4-alpha-carbinolamine dehydratase-like
Exons: 7
Coding region: 1-606 (201 amino acids)
Biological process (GO): tetrahydrobiopterin biosynthetic process
Cellular component (GO): mitochondrion
Molecular function (GO): 4-alpha-hydroxytetrahydrobiopterin dehydratase activity
Source: RefSeq, a predicted model, not a curated record
AUGGUUCUUGUUUUGCCAAUUUGCCCCACCGAUCUUGAGCUUAAAGAAAAUCCCAUAUUCAUGAGUCGAAUGUUACAGCUUCCAAUCCCAAAGGUAGCAGUAGUGUCAGUGUUUCAGAACCUGUUUGGAGCUCAUGGACGUUCCAGUAGCCGAGUAUAUGAGAUACUUCAGAACAAUGUCGGGGUGUCAUCCAGUAGAAACUCAGUUUCUGGAUUUAGAACUUUUUGCACUGGCCAAGAUUUGUCAACAAAGAAGUGCGUGCCCUGCACCUCAAAGGAUAUGCGACCUAUGACUGAAGAAUCAGCAAGUAAUCUACUCCCGAAGGUGGAUGGAUGGAAUUUGAUAAGUGAAAGUGGUUUGUUGAAACUGAAAAAGUCAUGGAGAGUUAAAUCCUUUACUAAAGGAUUGGAAAUGUUUAAGCUCGUAGCUGAUGUUGCCGAAGCGGAAGGUCAUCAUCCAGACCUUCAUCUUGUUGGAUGGAAUAAUGUGACCAUUGAGAUAUGGACACAUGCAAUUGGUGGAUUGACAGAGAAUGACUUCAUACUUGCUGCUAAAAUCAAUGAACUUGAUAUGCAAAACCUGAUGAGGCGGAAAACUACUGAUUGAGCUGUGGGGAAAGCAUACCUAUGGAAACGGUUGAUAUCGUCACUUGUUCCUGAAAAGAAAAAUACGUAUAUCUUUUGGUGUAAAAUCAAGCAUCUGAGGAUGUACUGGUACAACAAGAAAUUCUUGCAAGUGUAUGAAGAUAUAUGAGAUUGCUGUUUCUUUUAUGCUUAAAGAUUGGCUAGAGUGAUAACUAACGAAAACUUCAUGAAUGACACUUAAAAAGGGCUGCAGCAAAAUCCUAUAUGGACAGAGAACAAAUUUAGCUAAGAAAUGAAAAUGCCAGCUUCAAAAGAAAAGGACAUGCAAAGAAUCACCAGGAAUACAAAUGCAUUAUACUCUACGAGCUAGUUCCAUCCAUGGUGCCACUCGACCCCUGUUUAAAAGCAACUGCCUUGUCCACAUCUGAGCCUUAAGACUAUACUGAGUAUACUCUUCACCAUCUUCACCUCCACUCUGCCACAGAAA